Drosophila guanche is the source of this 1183-nucleotide messenger RNA. Its product is annotated as fructose-bisphosphate aldolase. Gene Ontology annotation, cellular component: cytosol. NCBI's taxonomy places the organism in Eukaryota, Metazoa, Arthropoda, Insecta, Diptera, Drosophilidae. The record is from RefSeq and is a predicted model, not a curated record. Gene Ontology annotation, biological process: glycolytic process; fructose 1,6-bisphosphate metabolic process. Gene Ontology annotation, molecular function: fructose-bisphosphate aldolase activity. The transcript is spliced from 3 exons. Bases 44 to 1138 code for a protein of 364 amino acids.
CUUUCUGUAGCAAUUCCCAAAUCAAAAUUUUCCAGUUACUAAAAUGACGACCCACUUCUUUUACCCCGACAAGGAGCUGCAGGAGGAGCUGAUCUGCAUUGCCAAGGGCUUGGUGGCGCCCGGCAAGGGCAUCCUCGCCGUGGACGAGUCCAGUGCGCAGAUGGGCAAGCGUUUCCAGCUGAUUGGUGUGGAGAACACAGAAGAGAAUCGUCGCACCUAUCGUCAGAUGCUGUUCACGACCGAUGCCAAGAUAGCGGAGAAUAUAUCGGGCGUCAUUUUCCCUCCCGAAUCGCUGCACCAGCGGACGGACGACAGUGUACCGUUUGCCGAGGUGCUGCGCAAGAAGGGCAUCCUCACGGGCAUCAAGGUGGACAAGCAGUUUGUGCCGCUCUUCGGCUCGGAGGAGGAGUUCACCACCCAGGGGCUGGAUGACCUGGCCGCUCGCUGUGCCCAGUUCAAGAAGGAAGGCUGCAGCUUCGCCAAGUGGCGUUGUGUCCUGAAGAUCACCAAGAAUACGCCCUCCCAUCAGGCCAUUCUGGAGAAUGCCAAUGUCCUAGCACGCUACGCGGCCACGUGUCAGUCGCAGGGUCUGGUUCCCCUCAUCAAUCCUGAGAUACUGGCCAUGGGCGAACACGAUCUGGAUCGUUGCCAGAAGGUGGCCGAAACCGUUCUGGCUGCCGUCUACAAGGCGCUCAACGAUCAUCACAUCUUCCUGGAGGGCACACUGCUGCAGCCCAGCAUUGUGACGCCCGGACUGCAGAGCAAUAAAAUGAAUUCCCCAGCGGACAUAGGUCUGGCCACGGUGCAGUCCAUACGUCGCACUGUGCCGCCGGCAGUGCCUGGUGUCAUGUUCUGCUCAGGCAGUCAAUCGGAGGAGGAGGCCACUGUCAAUCUGAAUGCCAUAAACAAUGUGCCACUGUGCAAGCCCUGGCCCAUGACGUUCGCCUUCGAUAGAGCCUUGCAGUCUUCGGUGCUGCGCAGCUGGGGCGGUCGCAAGGACAACAUUGCCAAUGCUCAGAACGAGCUGAUUAAGCGCUGCAAGGCCAACAGCUUGGCCAGCAUUGGCAAAUAUAUUCCAGGCUCUGUGGAGAGCUCUGCGGCUACGGAAAAACUUGUGCAGGAUGCCAUUGAGUACUGAGCAUCAGCGCUCAACUGAAACUCCAGCAAACUUUUAGGCUAUAAA